Molecule: messenger RNA, 3740 nt
Organism: Coffea eugenioides
Lineage: Eukaryota; Viridiplantae; Streptophyta; Magnoliopsida; Gentianales; Rubiaceae
Exons: 5
Coding region: 662-3568 (968 amino acids)
Source: RefSeq, a predicted model, not a curated record
UAUGUCCAACUACUACUUGUAGUACAUCUUUUUGAACUACAGAAAGCUUACGUGGGGUAUAUAUCUAUAGAGAAUACUAGUGCACUAAUCUGAGAUGGCGGGGUACGAAUGGGUAAUUUUUUUUUGAAGGGAAACAGCAAGCUGAGGUGAAAUGUGUCUGCUUUACCUGGUCGAAUUUCCGUUGUUUAGCGACUGUUUUCUUGUGAAACUUUCUUAUACGUUAUCUAAGGUUCACUCUCACCAGCAUUGACCGGCAUUCUUGUUUGUUAGUAUCUUUGAGAUUCGUUUAUUUUGGGUAUUUCUUCUAGGAUCUUUUCACGCUCUUUCUGUCUUUUGGGGAAAAAUGUGAUCUUUGGAGGACAAAGAUAGAUAUUGGAAGUGUAAGAUAUAGACAGAAGGGAUUCUUUGUUUCCAUUUAUCUCUUUGCUUUCUACUGUUGCAAGUAUUUUGUUAGGUGCAUUGUUUAAAGAUGAGAAGAUGAGAAGUCGGGGUGUUCAGUGAUAACCAGAAAAAGUUUGAAUACUGGGGUGGAGGUUUUUGGGGCUAACAUGAGAAUAAAUGUGGGAUGAUGUAAAGCUUUUCGGUGUUUUAUGAAGAGGAUUUUAGAUAGUGUUUAGAAAAUUGGGUUCGAGAGGGGUCUAGUGUGUGAAUUACUGGAGAAAUGAGUGAAAUUUCAGGGCAAACGACUUUAGCCAUUGUGGAGAAGAGGCCUCAGAGGCCUGGUGGGUGUGCCGGCAUCCUUUUUCAGGUAUUUGAUUGGAACAGGAAGUUUGCAAAGAAGAAGCUUUUUUCUAAGAAAUUGCUUCCACCAGUUCGUCUGAGAAAGUCUUCAAAGAAGUUUGGAGUAGAUGAAAAGCUGCCAAAGCUUCGUUUGAUUGCUGAUGAGAACAGUGGUGGAUUUCCUUAUAUGAAGAAGAAUGAGGGCUGUUGUAACGGUGACACUGCACAAAAGAAUGAAAUGCGAGCUCCUGGAUUGGUUGCUAGACUCAUGGGUUUGGAAUCAAUGCCUGCUGUAAAGCAGGAUAAGUCAAAGAAGACUUUGUUGUCUGGGAGUGGAAGCGAUAAAGAGGAAUUUGUACAUAGUCAUGGCAGGUUUGAGAGGGAGGAGUUGAUUGCAGAGAAAGGAGAGACAAAACAGGAGUUCAGGCCUCAGAAGCUACAGAAGACUGGACUAAGUGAGAGAAAGCCAGUGACUAAGUUUGGAGCUGAGGCAUUGCAAAUAAAGCAUAUGUUAUCAAGAUCGAGAAAGCAUCAUCAAAAACUGGUUUCUCCAGUAAAAAGUCCCCGAAAUGUUUCUGGUAGGAAUGCAUCUCGAUUUAUCGGUGCUGCUACUAGAAUUUUGGAACCUGGGUUGCAGAGGAGUAAGUCAAAAUGUGCCCUUGCUUACUCGAAUGCUAUUGAUCACCCUCCUACAGCAGAUGCCUUCUUGGUGGAGGCAAAUGAUGUGGAGUCAUUCCAAGAUGCUAGGUGUUUUCAGACUUCUGCUAAGCCACUCAAUGGGCAGUCAUCAUCUUGCACAAACUGCGGUCAUUCGCUUGGUGGAGUGAGUACAGCAGAACAACAACCGGCUUUAUCAUCUGUCUCACAAUUUGUGCAUCCUCCUUGUCAGAUGUUGGAAAGGGAGAGCGGAAGACUUGCCAUAUUCUGCCCUGAGCUAGAAAAGGGUAAAACUGAAGAGGGUUCCCAGUUGUAUGCUGCUGCUGAUAUGGAAGGUAGACAGCCUUGUGCAAACUAUAUGCCAGAGAUAAAGCUUCUCAAGAAAGCAGGUCAAAGACUGUGGCAAGCAGCUAGUCCACAAGGUAAGCUUCAGAAGGAUGUAUCUCCAGCUUGUUUAAGGCACAAGACGCAGGGGCAAGAUCAAAUGUUUCAGGUGAGGGACAGGUUACCUUCAAGAUCGAAGUUAAUUAGAGUGCAGAGCAACAGAGUAUCAGCAGCAGCAAAUGCUACAAAUGAGACAACAAAUUUAGUUUUACAGAAGCAAAACAUUAGCAACCAUUCCCAUUUGAGGAUGUCACCGAAACAGGAUAUCUAUCGACUUGAUACAGAUCAGCGAUUCAGAGACAGGGGGCACGAUUCCUUAUCUCCACUGCAGAAAAGAAGAUCAUUGAAUAGUUCUAGGCAAAAUGAAGGUUCUAGAUUUGUCAGCUCUACUUUGGUCAAACCAACCAAUAUAAGAUCUAGUGCAAUUUCAGUGAAAGGCAGGUCUUCGACUAGUCAUUCAACUAUUGGACCCUGCACUAGUAUUAGAUUGGCACAUCUGCAAGGAAGCAUAAAUGCUGAUAGUAGCCAGAAUGAUAGUGAUGUUAUCUCCUUCACAUUUAAAUCCCCAAUGAAGCGUAAGACAGGAAUUCAUGCAGAUAUGGAAGGAAAAAGAAAUCAAAGUGGUCCAAAUAGUGAAGGUACUCUAAGGAAAUUAUCAUUGAAUGAAAAUGAGGGGAAAAGACACUCUCUCAAAUCAUUUCCUUUGAGUGGAGAUAGUCUUGGCGUACUUCUAGAACAAAAGUUAAAGGAACUGACUUGUCAGGAGGAGGAUUCUGCCUUUGGGGAUACUGCACCUAGAAAAACCACUGCUGUGAUUCUGCAGGAGUUGAUAUCUGCCUUAACAACAGAGAGACCGUCUCAUUGGGAUCAAUUAGUUUAUGGAGUCAAUAACAGGGACAGCUAUUUACGCUCUGAUAAUCAGCAACUUGACGAUAAAACCUUUGCUGCUUUCCAGGCCAAACCAAAAUCAACCAAGAUUUCAGUUGGAUAUCUACCUAAUGGUGAACAUCUAAGCCCUGGAUCUGUUCUUGAUGCCUCUUUUUCCAAUGACAGCUUUGCCUCCAGUAGUCUGGAUGAUGGCUCAAGGUGCAAUCUGGGUAUGGAAUCUACGGAAUACUAUGAAGGACAAUGUCAACUGGAGACUGAUGCAGAUCUUUUGGACUCUGCAUGCUCAUUAAGCAUGGGAAAGUUCUAUAGAGAGUCGGUAACCCAUCUCCUCAACAACAUUUCUGAAGUUUUUAGCGCUAUAAACCUUGCCGAUGGCCAUCUGAAGGGAAGAAAGCUCACACACGCAAAGGAGGUCCUUUUGAAUGCUGAACUGGUGUUCGUAAACGCAGCUCUGCCUGAUGCAGUUGUUAAUGGAGGCUUUUCAAUCAGUCAUUUUGUCCUUAAUGAACUGGAGCUGCUAGCGAGCGUCAUGUGGACAAACUUUAGUGGCUUUGCUGCUUUUGAUAUUAAUAAAGAAGGAAAUCAACUAAAAGGUUUUGUGUUUGAUUGUGUCAUUGAAUAUUUGGAGUCGAGAUUUGCCCGAUAUUCAAACUCCGGAUUCAAUGCCUGGACAAGACUUCCUCUCCGCAUGAAAACUGAAAUGCUGAUAUGUGAGAUUGUUGAGGAGGUUGGAAGGUGGGCAGGAUUGGCUGGCCUAAUGGUUGAUGAACUAAUAGAACAUGAAAUGAGUCACUCUUUUGGGAAAUGGACUGAUUUUGAGCUUGAAGCAUUUGAGACAGGUACUGGAAUCGAUCAGCAAAUACUCCAAAGCUUGAUUACAGAGGUUGUAGUUGACUUUAUAUGCUCCAGUGCAAGCUAAGGCUGCUAAAUAUGGACUUGCUAAUGGCCAUGUACCCUCUUCUAAUUGACUCCUCCUCUCUUCUUGUUCCGGUCCUAAUGGCAUUAUUUUUGUAGAAAGUAAUGGAUUCAAAUUGGGUACUCUUUACUACAACAGAAGCUAUUGAAUCUGUAAAAAGUAUUUUAUUGCUAAA